This is a messenger RNA of Chaetomium fimeti, 2718 nucleotides long. RefSeq names its product Septin-domain-containing protein. Bases 206 to 2710 code for a protein of 834 amino acids. The transcript has 3 exons. Gene Ontology annotation, molecular function: molecular adaptor activity; GTP binding; GTPase activity. Gene Ontology annotation, cellular component: cell division site; septin ring; microtubule cytoskeleton. Gene Ontology annotation, biological process: intracellular protein localization; cytoskeleton-dependent cytokinesis. Lineage: Eukaryota; Fungi; Ascomycota; Sordariomycetes; Sordariales; Chaetomiaceae. The record is from RefSeq and is a predicted model, not a curated record.
GGCUCGGGGGCCAGCUUUGUCCCUCCAUACACUCUCUAGGUAUCAACUAUCAUGAUACCUCUGGAAAGUUAACAUCGUGCAACUACCGACUUGCCUAAAAUAGAACAUCUCGACAACCAUCUAUUUCCACCAUUUCCGGCUUUCUCCCCUUUUACUCCUUCAACUUAUACUCUUAUUUCCUUGUCCCAUGUAAACACUCGCCACGAUGCGACCGCUUUCUGGUGAUGACGCCCAUGGGCGUGCCUGCACUUCGGAUCCCGAUGGCUUCUCGACCUUCAGACUCCCGACCGCACCGCAGAUGACGUAUAUGCUGGGUGAUGAGGCAACCAUCGGCUCAUCGUCCCAAAUCCCGCCAGCGCCCCAGCGCCGCGUAAAAGAGCAAAGGGCCGCCCCAUAUACCGAACACCCCGAACACUCCAAACCUCGAGUCCCAACGCACCACGACUUCGAAAGAAACAAAGAGUCCAAAGCCCGACCCACGAGCUCCAAAGGCCCCGUCGACGCGCUCCGACACGAAGACUACGACGCGCCACGGGCCGUCUCACCUUUUCCCCGGUCAGCCGACACCCCCAGUCUCUCGCAGCCUCUCACCCCAGCCUUGCUCGGCGCGUCCGGCCCUGCGUCCGCCCUCAGCAGCAUGUCCUCGCGCCGCAACUCCCUCUGCCUCUCCGAGGACCUGCCCAGCUUCCCGCCGAGCAUGAGGGGCGGUGACAUAGCGGUCGAGGACGACGAGGAUGACGAGGAGCGGUCAGAGGAUCCCGCGGGGAGGGGCGGUGAAGGGGACACGAGCUGCGACUCCUCCGCCAUGAUGGACAGCGGCAGCGCCCCACAGCUUGUCAUGCCCAGCAUCAAGAUGCCGAGCCGACGGCCGUUCACCGACGAUGGCAAGCGCAUGGGCCGCCUGAAGGUGCUGAUUGCCGGCGACAGCGGCGUCGGCAAGACGUCACUUAUCAAAGCGAUCGUGCAGUCGUGCGAGCAUAUCGUGCACGUCGAUCCUAUUACGCCGUCGGCGCUGUUGAGCGCGUCUGCGAUGGGCAGGUCCACGCAGACUGCGGGAAGCGGUUCGCCGAUGUCGCGGAAGAGCCGGAAGCAGUCGGCUAGGGGAAGCCUUUCUGGGACGAGCCAGAUUACCGAGAUUUAUGCGAGCACGAAGCCGUAUCCGGAGUGGUGGUCCGAGGUGGACGAUGUUCCGGUGCUGAGGCGGAGGAAGAGUCUGGGAGAUGCGGUUCUGGAUCGGAAUGUCUGCUUCGUUGAUACCCCGGGGUACGGGAGCGGGUCAUCGUCCAUGGACACGAUCACGCCCGUGGCGCAGUAUAUCGAGGCCCAUUUGCAGCGGAUCAACUCUAACUUUCUCACCGAUGGUGAUCUCCUAAAUCUUCUAGGCGGAGAGGGCGGCGUCCAGGUUGACGCCGUGUUUUACCUGGUUUCGAACCGCCUCCGUCCCGUUGAUAUCGAGUACCUCCGCCAGCUCUACCCGCUCACGAAUAUCAUCAUUCUUCUCGCUCAGACCGACCUGAUGUCCCCCAACCAAGUCGCCGCCAGCAAGUCCCAAAUCCACAGCCAGCUCAAAGAAGCCAGCAUCCGCCUCUUCUCCUUCUCCCUCCCCGCGUCGGCAGACACCGACAACCAAGGCGUCUACGCCAUCUCCAGCGCCGCCGGGCCCGACCACGAGACCAUGGACGCCAGCCUGCUCAUGUCGCCAGACUACGUCCAGCCCCUCACACCCACCGAGCUCUCCGCCCUCGUAUCCGAAGUCUUCACACCCGCCGGCGUCGCCCGCCUCCGCCACGCCGUCGCGCGCAAAUACGUCCAGUGGCGCAAACCCGACUCCCCCAACCACACCCCCUCCCUUUUCUCCAACCCGCCCUCCCUAACAGGCAACCACGCCCUACCCCUCCACCUAACCAACCCCUUCACCUCCCCAACCUUCACCCCCACCACAGGCGGAGGACGACCACAAAACGACAUCCUCACCCCGGUCGGCACCAACACCAACACCAGCCCCGGAGGCGGCAGCGGCAUGGGCACGCCCUCGUCCAGCUACGCGCUCGCCCGCCUGGCCGACCACACCCAGCGCGAGGAGCGCCUCGCCCAGGUGCGCCUGGCCAACUGGGCCGCCGACCUCCAGCGCAGCCUGGCCCGCGAGCGCGAGCAGUACGCUGCCGUUGCUCGGAGGGAUCGGGCUGUUUGGCUGGCGGAGCGGUUGGGGGAGUGCGUGCGCGAUGAUGGUGGGGAGGGUGGUGGUGGUGAGGGUGAUGGUGUGGAGGGUGGGGGGCUGCCGGUUGUUGUUGCCGAUCAUCAUCGUCGCCAUCGGUCGCAUGGUCGGGAUGUGGCAAGAGGUCGUCGCCACGGCGGCCGGCGGGUGAGGGGUGGUAGUGGUGGUGAUGCGCUGGCUGAGCAGCUCGGUGCGUGGGGGUUGGGGUAUGGGCCGCUGGAGCAGCAGCAAGCCCAGGGCCAGGGCCAUAACCAGUGUCGGGAGCAUGGCGCCGGCGACGGCCAGUGCCAGCGCCACAGGCAGGAUCCGCUCGGGCUGCUGGAGGUGGCCGACGAGCUGCGCCAUCGCGGCUUGCUUGCGCUGGAGGUGCUGGGCAGCAUUGGCGUGCUGGGCGGGCUGGCCCUGUGGGUGACGAGGCAUUAUUUGCAUGUGCAGUCGCCGCCGGCGGGGUGGUUGCCGGGGGAGUGGGAGCGGUUUUGGUAUGGUGUGCGCUAGGGGUGGGG